CUCGCUCCUUCUCCUAUUUCGUACAUCUCCAUCGCCUCUCAUGCGAACCGUCGUCUUAUAUUCCCUCUUCUUUUUUUUUCCACUGCGUCAUAUAUUCCCUCCUCUUUUUUCCACUGCGUCAUAUAUUCGAACACCUAAAAGACGUGAUCCACACUCACAAGAAAGAACCCGCUCCUCCUCUUCCGACUCUCCUCUCCGAAAGCUAAGUAGUUGUCGAGAAAGAGAUGGACGGGAGCUCGGCAAAGCGGUCAUCGUCAUCUUACACGGGAUGGACCAUACCGGAGAUUUGGGAGGAGGCGGCCGAUUCCAUCACCAACGACUCCUCGUGUCUCCCGCCGAUCACCUUAGUGUGCGGGCCCGGGAACAGUGGCAAAUCCACCUUCUCCCGUCUUCUCCUCAACACCCUGUUGCAUAGGUAUAAGAGAGUGGGUUAUUUGGAUACGGAUGUCGGGCAGCCAGAGUUUACGCCUCCUGGUUGUCUCUCCUUGCAUGUCAUUGAUAAACAACCCCCAGAUUUGACCAUUCUGAGCCUAAAGAGACCUGAGAGGUUCUUCUUUUUUGGUCAUGUUACUGCACAGAGAGAUCCAAAGGUUUAUUUGAAUUUUAUCCUCAACCUCUAUGAUUACUUUCACAACCAACACUAUAAAUCUGGUGAGCUUGAUGAACCUGGGAACUUAAUCUUGCCUCUAGUUAUUAAUACUUCAGGAUGGGUUAAAGGUAUUGGAUAUGAUUUGUUGGUGGACAUGCUGCGGUAUAUGUCUCCAACUCAUGUUGUUCAGAUGCGUGUCUCCGUUGAGAGUAAGAAUCUUCCAACUGGGUUUUUCUGGCUAGAAGAAAAUGAGAAGACUUCAGUUAAUCUGAUUGAAAUUCCUACAGUAUAUGAACCCUCUACUCGAUUGGUGCUAAUAAAAAACGAUGCUUGUAUUAUCCGAGAUCUUCGACUGGUUGCUUAUUUUAGACAAUGCCUGCCAAGAGAGUUGGACAUCUCAACUUACAAGGAGCUUGCUGAUUGUUUGGCUUCUAUUACUCCUUAUGAAGUCCCUCUCUCAAGAAUAAAAGUGAAGCAUCUCCACCAGCAGGUUCCAAGUAGUGAAGUGAACCACAGCUUGAAUGCUACCAUUGUUGGUCUGGCAGUUCGUUCAUGUGUGCCUCCCUCAUCUGAGCAUUGCACACCUUGGUGUGUUGGACUUGGGAUAAUAAGAGCAAUAGAUAUUUCAAAAGAUCGAUUAUAUGUGAUUACACCUGUCUCUCCCUGCGAGCUGGAGAAUGUUGAUAUCCUUUUACGAGGCUGCCUUGAAACUCCUGCUUGUCUUUUGCAGGUGAGUACCAUUGGUGAUGACUUUUUAUUAUACCUGAACAUGUUCUCAAAGAGACUGUCGUAGUGCUUGAAAGGUGCAUUAUCAUUUAGUAGUUGGAAAUUGUGUCGACCUUGUGUUGACAGAUGAAGUAUAUGUGCUCAGUACCUGAAAAUGGCCUCUGUUUUUUCUUUUGCCUGGCAUUUAUCUUGUAUGUGGUCAGUACAUCCAAUGGACGUCCAGCAAAAAGUUGAGCGGCUGGUGAUCAGUACAUCCAAUGGAUAAUCUCUUCUGAUCAGUUGUCCCAGCAGCUGCGCAAGCAUCACCCCAUGCCUUGGAAUAGAAAUCUGCACUCCAUAUAUGACUGCUGAAGAAGAAUAUUGGUUUAUUAAAGCUUAUUGCCAAAAAGGAAGAGAAAAAGUCUUAUGCUCUUUAUCAAAGAAACUCUUCCAACUUAUUUUUUAUGCAAAGUGGGUACCGCUCAACUCAGAUGCGUGAACGUGAAUGAACGUGCGAUAAUUUGACCCUCUGCUAUGUCUGUAUUGUGGCUGAUAUAACGAGAUGGAGCUUUUUCAAACCUUGUAAACCUGUCACCGUAAGUGCCGAGUAUGAUACAAGUACCCUUCCCAGUGUUUUUACUUUUUUAGGAUGAUUGUAUAAGCAUUUUUUGUUGAAUCUGCAAUCGUAAAUUCAUGUCAGAAUUUAUGGAACGUAAAUUUCUGAUCUCA
Musa acuminata AAA Group (dessert banana) is the source of this 2023-nucleotide messenger RNA. RefSeq names its product polynucleotide 5'-hydroxyl-kinase NOL9-like. Bases 225 to 1382 code for a protein of 385 amino acids. The record is from RefSeq and is a predicted model, not a curated record. NCBI's taxonomy places the organism in Eukaryota, Viridiplantae, Streptophyta, Magnoliopsida, Zingiberales, Musaceae. The transcript is spliced from 8 exons. Gene Ontology annotation, cellular component: nucleus. Gene Ontology annotation, molecular function: polynucleotide 5'-hydroxyl-kinase activity. Gene Ontology annotation, biological process: cleavage in ITS2 between 5.8S rRNA and LSU-rRNA of tricistronic rRNA transcript (SSU-rRNA, 5.8S rRNA, LSU-rRNA).